UGGAAAUGAACCUAUAUAAACGCUCGCUAUUCAAUAGACCAAUUCUAGUUAAAAUAUAUUUGUUCGUAAAUAUAUACAGACACAGAUCCACUCAUUGUUUUAAAAUGGGUGUAAAUUCCAAAGACGUUCAAAAAUGGAUAGAUGAGGUUAUGGCCAAAGAGGGUAUCAGUAACUACAAGCUGAAUAUGUCUGGAUCGUCUUCCAAAGGCGAUGGAUAUUUAGGAGAAAUUAAUUUCGUUAAAGUGACUGCAGACGUGGGGAAACAAGAUGACAAAGAGUAUGAUAUGGUUAUUAAAACUGCAAAAAGUAAUGAUGAAUUAAGGAAGAAAUCUCCUAUUGCUGAAACGUAUCUCAGAGAAAUCCAAAUUUACACGGAAGUCUUACCAGCUAUAAAACAACUACAAAAGGAAUACAGUAUAAAGAACCCAUGCGCCAGUUAUGUAACGUGCUACACCACCUGCAAAGAAGACAAAAAGGAAUCCCUAGUCCUGGCAAACUUAAAAACCCUUGGAUACACGGUGCACGAUAGGACUAAACACCAAAAUUUCGAUCAUGUUCUGUUCGUUUUCAAAACAUACGCCAGAUGGCACGGAGCUAGUAUGGCGUUGAAGAAAAAAAAACCUGAUCUGUUCAGAAGUAUUACCAAAAACAUGACGGACCAGCCGGAUUUAUUGGGCCAGUUUUUUGUGAUGUCUGGUAUGGUGCCCGUGCUGAAGAAGUAUUGCCAACAAGGGUUGGAUUUGUUGAGAAAGAAUGGUAAGGAACUUGCCGCUAAGAAAAUUGAAAAGGAGGCGAACAAUGUUGAAGAGAUGCUGGGAUCUAUGACACUAAAUAACGAUAGAGAAGCUGAUACUGAGGCUGUGAUUUUGCACGGGGAUUGUUGGAACAAUAAUAUGAUGUUCAAGUAUAAAGGAGACGACACAUCAAAACCAAUUGAUUUGGUUUUCAUUGACUACCAGCUCUCACGAGUGGCUUCUCCAAUUUUGGAUCUUUCCUAUUACUUGUACGCCACCGCCGACAAAUCUACAUUAGAUAAAUUGGACUAUUUGCUGGAAGAGUACCACAAGGAACUGACUAAUUAUUUACGCCAGUUCAACAUUAAGUCCGAUGAUAUUUUAACUCUCAAACGAUUGAAGAGUUCUUGGAAGAAGUACGGGAGGUUCGGUCUUGGCAUGGCCGGAAUGAUUACUAGAAUCGAGUUGUGUCAAGAAGAUGAAGUCGUUGAUUUUACGCAAAAAAUCGGUGAUGGUUCUAUGGUUGAUCUCGAGAUUACCGCCAUUAGGCUGCAAAAAGAAUACGAUACCAGAUUGUUUAAUGUUUAUUAUCAUUUUGCCGAGAAAUUUUUAUGAUUUAUUUGAAAAUUGUUGUUCGUAGUACAUGGAAUAGA
This is a messenger RNA of Psylliodes chrysocephalus, 1387 nucleotides long. The record is from the annotation of a GenBank genome assembly. Lineage: Eukaryota; Metazoa; Arthropoda; Insecta; Coleoptera; Chrysomelidae.